This is a messenger RNA of Laccaria bicolor S238N-H82, 392 nucleotides long. RefSeq lists its product as uncharacterized. NCBI's taxonomy places the organism in Eukaryota, Fungi, Basidiomycota, Agaricomycetes, Agaricales, Hydnangiaceae. The transcript has a single exon. Bases 180 to 392 code for a protein of 70 amino acids. The record is from RefSeq and is a predicted model, not a curated record.
CGACCAUCGACAAUUGGCCACGAGGACCCACCACUACAAUUGAGGAACGGCGACGACCCCCCACGAACAGCCAGGAGGGCCCACCCCCACCAUUGACGAAUAGCCACAAGGGCCCACCACCAGGAUCGACGGACGACGACGAGUGCCCACUAACGUCCACGGGGCCACCACCAGUAUCGAUGAAUGGCUACGACCGCCCACAACCACGAUCGUCGAGCGGCCAUGGGUGCCCACCACGACGAACGGCCACGGGGGCUCAUCACCACAUUCGACAAACAGCCAUGGGCGCCAACGACCAUGAUCCACAAACGGUCAAUAGCACCGUCAACGAUUCCCCAGUCUGCCCCCAUCCUCCACCCCCGCUCUCUCCCCCACAGACCCACCUCACAUAA